AUGGAGAACAGUUCCCGUGACUGGUCCAAUUUUCCAGACCACCUACUCGCCACCAUUGCAGACCGCCUCCCCACUAGAAUCGACACUCUCCGCUUCUGCGCCGUCUGCACCUCAUUUCGAGCCGCCCUCCCUCCUCCUCCGCCACCAAACCCAUACUCAGACAUCCACUAUUUCCACCACUCUCCCACCUCCAACUCUCCCAUACACUUCUUCUUCAUUGCCCAGUCUACCGUUUACGCCAUCCAACCCCUCUCACAAAUCUCCCAUCCUCAUCACACCCCAGGAGCCUGGCUAGUCAAAGUCGAAGAUUCACCGUCCGGAGAUGUCAAACUCCUGGAUCCCUUCUCCACAUCUCAAGUCAAGAACGUCUCCGAUAAGUUACCAGGGUCAUUCAACUUACUGGAUUAUCGCGUUAAGGAGAUAAGUAAAGGAUACAGACUUGAAUUAGCUACAGACUUUAUUUCUUCAUGGUGUAAUGGUCUGUAA
Mangifera indica (mango) is the source of this 486-nucleotide messenger RNA. RefSeq names its product putative F-box protein At1g65770. The transcript is spliced from 2 exons. The coding region runs from base 1 to 486 and encodes 161 amino acids. The record is from RefSeq and is a predicted model, not a curated record. NCBI's taxonomy places the organism in Eukaryota, Viridiplantae, Streptophyta, Magnoliopsida, Sapindales, Anacardiaceae.